AUGGAUCAAAUGCUCACUAAUAAAGUCAAUGACAUGACCAGCAAUCUGCGCUGCAUAAGUCCGGAAUCAAAAAAUAGCUCAGAAGACUUAGAAAUACCCAACAGGGUCGCCUCGCCGUCCAGUUCGUCGUCUUCAGUUGUAAACAAGGCCCAAAUAUCAAAGAAAAAGUCUCAAAACGUGAGGGCCUGCGAUGCAUGUGCAAUAAGAAAGGUCAAGUGUGAAGCUAAGAGACCUUGUCACCACUGUCUUACGAAUAAUUUAAAAUGUACACAAUUAAGAGCACGGAAGAAAAGUGGUCCCAAAAAGUUGCAUCAAAAAACUAUUGAUUCUAUUAAUCAUAUCAGCGACGCAAAGGAUAGUCCUCAUUUACCUCAAAGGCCACCUUUGUCAAACACAUCUAGUACAAAUACUGUACCUUUAGAACACUCAGAUAAUGGAUUCACUGACUACGCUAUAUCUCCCACCGUAUUGAUCGAGACAUUGGCUCUCAUGAAUGAUGAGCCGAUCGUCUUAGAACUUAUGAAACCAUUGACGGUUCAGUCUUUGUUAAUGAAUAGCGUUAAUUUAAUGGACUACCUUAGUGCCACCUUCAGAGGCUCUAUGAGUAACGAAAUUACAUAUUCAAUGGAUCAUAGUGAUUCACUUAGUAUAUCAAAACUUCUUGUUAUAGUAACGCUAAGCUUAUUAAUACUGGUGAAUUUGGAAAAGCUAAAUAUAUUAAAGUUUAGCCUGUUUGCUUUGAAGCAUCGAAAUGAAAACCUUACGAAUAAAGAUUAUUGGCAGGAUCUUGAAAAUUCAUUGAAAUUGAAAAUCACUGAUCUUUUAGCAGCUAUUGAUCGCAAUCUCGUGUUCCCUUCUUCAAAUGCAUGCGGAAAUGAACAUCAAACGUACUAUAACUUAUCUAUAUCUGCGAUUCAUUUGUAUGUUUAUUAUCAAAUUCUAAGAAUGGAUCCUUUUGAUAGUGAAAUGAGAGAUCAGCAGAAAUUGAUUCACUUAAGGAAAGCAAUCACUUAUUUUCAAUUGAUCAACUUUCCUCAAAAAAAUGAAUUAGGUAUUAUUCAACUUUUUGAGUUAUACGAAUACUUGUAUACUAUCGAAAGAUUUCGUAUAUUCUUUUCGAGCAAUGUUACUAUUUUAAACAAUAGUAGUCAACUAAUGUUGAGUGAGAUGAAAAACAUGAACUUUAAAAUUCUGAACGAGUUCAACAAAAACGUUUUAUUUGAAGUAUUCAAAACUUUAACGAAGGACCAUGUAUUUGAAAAUGACAGGGUUCAAAGAAUUGCGAAACUGAAUGCCGUCCAUAUGUCAAAAUUCAGCUUCGCUGAAAAUAACCUGGCUUAUUCUAAGUAUAAUGAUGUCAAGUUUAAAUUGUAUGAUAUUACUAAUAACGAACCUCACACAGAAAUUUUGAAACAAAUCAUACUUUUUAAAUUGUCGCUUAUAGACCAAUCCGAACUUUCCAGAGAAUCCAUCAAAAUGGAGUGGAUGAAUAUCGUUAUGCAAUUGAAUAAUCUAAUCAAUCCUCAAAGUGAAAUUCUACAAAUACAUGUUUCAAACUACCAAAUGUUACCACACUUAAUUCAAAUACUUCUUGCCAUCGUGGAGUUAGAAGGUGAUAGCUCUUUUGAAAACAACGACUUAGCUAUAUAUACUGGUAAAAUUGCUCGAUUUUUUCCAUUUUUUGUUGCCAUUAAUAAGGUCAUUCGUUCAAAUAGAAGGCUAAACGAAUGGUUUUUAAGAAACUCAAGCCAGGCCGCAAGGAAUCGUAACCUGCAGCUAUCGGAGCCUCAGUUGGAACAAUUUGGAAAUGAAGAAAACGACAAUUUAGUUGACACUCUAUUAAUGGAGCUAGACCAUCAGACACAGUUAGCACUAAACACUCACAAUGGUAAUAACUUCAACGGAAUUGGUUUACAUGAAAAAAAUAAUCCUGAAGCUAGCUCUUCCUCAGCAAAUAACUUGACGAAUAAUUUGGUUUCUGGUUUUGCCAGUCCAAGGGCAGAGGAUGUUCUUAUGACUAACUCUUCGAUGCUGCCCACCACGAAUUUUCCACCUUUCCACAACGCCUUAUCCAUCACAACACCAAGCACGUCGGCGAUAACCAAGAAAGAAGAAGAUCAAGGUUAUCCCUCUCUUGCUCUCAGUGAAAGCACAAAGAAUCUUUGUAACUUAUUUAGCCAAAUUACCGAUGACAUGGCUGCAAGUGCAUCUAAUUCCUUUUCCAAUUUGCUUCAGUUGGGCACUUCAGAACAUGAGGACGUCAAAAAUAACUAUUCAUCUGUACAGUAG
Priceomyces carsonii is the source of this 2289-nucleotide messenger RNA. RefSeq names its product Zn(II)2Cys6 transcription factor domain-containing protein. Gene Ontology annotation, biological process: regulation of DNA-templated transcription. The coding region runs from base 1 to 2289 and encodes 762 amino acids. Lineage: Eukaryota; Fungi; Ascomycota; Pichiomycetes; Serinales; Debaryomycetaceae. The transcript has a single exon. The record is from RefSeq and is a predicted model, not a curated record. Gene Ontology annotation, molecular function: DNA-binding transcription factor activity, RNA polymerase II-specific; zinc ion binding.